This is a messenger RNA of Eupeodes corollae, 1559 nucleotides long. RefSeq names its product golgin-45. NCBI's taxonomy places the organism in Eukaryota, Metazoa, Arthropoda, Insecta, Diptera, Syrphidae. The transcript is spliced from 4 exons. Gene Ontology annotation, cellular component: Golgi membrane. Gene Ontology annotation, biological process: Golgi organization; Golgi to plasma membrane protein transport. The coding region runs from base 174 to 1448 and encodes 424 amino acids. The record is from RefSeq and is a predicted model, not a curated record.
AAACGUAAACGUCAUCCAUCACAUCUUCGGUCCACAUAAAAACAAGAAAAGAAAAUCUAAACAAAAUAUUUAAUAAAUACAAAAUAUAAGAAAAUUCCACGAAUUUAUUGAUAAGAAAAUUAAAUUGCUCAACAUCAUACCGUAGAUAAGAAGAUUCACGCUUUACAACAAAAAUGCCACACACCGAUAAAAUGAUGAUCGAUGUUGGAAAAGCUCGAACCAGUGGCGAUGGAAUGGAAACUAGCGAAAAUGCCAAAACCGAAAAUAAACCAACAUUUUCUAAGGCUCAAUUAAGACGCAAAGACAGCACAAUCCAAGAGACAGUGCAUCAAAAGAAACCUCCCCCACCAGCACCCAGCUCAAUUCCAAUUCCUGGCCUGCAUACCUUGUACCGACCAAUGGAGACAUCAAGGAGCUUACCUGCCGUCAAACCGCGAGGUGAACUUCGCCUCCUCACCCCCAGGUUAAUCGAUUCCCGUGAAGUUCCCGAACACAAGAAGACCAAACCUCCACGAUUUAUUCCCUUCGAACCUUAUGCUGGUGCUGUAAAUCCAAUUUUCCCCAACAAAGACAAAUCCAAGAAAAUCCUCAAGAAAGAUCGUAACAAUUUAGAUAUCGGUGUUUUAGUAAGUCAUAUGUCGACAAUGCGAACACAAGAACUGCACGAAGCAGGUGAGGAAGGGGAAAAGACAGCACCCGCUCAACUGGUGUCCGAAGAUCCACAGGUGAUUGAGUUGAAAGCUGAAUUGGCCAAAAUCAAGGAAGAACGAGACUUUUUGAAUAGUCAGCUCAAAUUUCAAGUGCAAGUGAAUUCGGAGUUAAAAGGUCUACUUGUUGCUUCGGUGGGCGAAGAUCUUCAGACGAGGGUCAAUGUUUUGACCGAAGAUAAACUGCAACUGGCUAGGGCGUUAUUGGACACGGCAAAUAAUCUUACAACCCAUACAGAACAAAUCGAAUUCCUCGCGAGUCAGUGCGAAGUUUGGCGCAGUAAAUUCCUUGCCAGCAGUGUUAUGGUGGAGGAACUCGCUCGAUGGAAGGCUGAUCUAACCCAGAAAAACGAAUUGCUCACAGAGUCGACCAAGCGACUUCUUAAUCUCUCUUCCGAAACUCGCAAAACUCAAAUCGAUAUUCUUAAAAAUCUAAAAUUCAUGGCAAAGAUCAAAUAUCUAAAUCUACCAGCCACCGAUGUCGUAAGCCUCGGUUCGGAGUGUCUUAAUAUUCUACAACAAAUGGCUCUCCAUUCUGGCGUUGGUAUUCCUGACAAUCUAUAUUUAAACAAUAACAAUCAGCAGCUCACUGAAGAUGAACAAUUUGCCAUUCAAGCCCUAGAGUUCAUAAGUCAACCUUUAAUCGCUACUGACGACGCAAUAAAAGCUCUUUUCGGUCAAACUCGACGAUCCUAUGUGACGACUAGCGAAUUGCCAACCGAAGAACCAAUAAGUGCUUAGUUUUAGGAAAAUUUAAAACUUUAUUUUUAUAAAAAUAAAAUGAAGAACCGUUAAGAAAAUAUUAUACAAUCACAUUUAAUGCCUUGAAUAAAAGCAGGAUAUUGGGUUAAA